Molecule: messenger RNA, 2493 nt
Organism: Bursaphelenchus xylophilus (pine wood nematode)
Lineage: Eukaryota; Metazoa; Nematoda; Chromadorea; Rhabditida; Aphelenchoididae
Source: the annotation of a GenBank genome assembly
AUGGAAUUCCGGUAAGCCAUGAUUUUAAAAUAACCAAGGUGAUUUAUAUCUGGCGGCAAGGUAGGUAUGCCGAUGAUUUUUUACGCCUACUUGGCAAAAAAAAGUUGCUAAAUCUCAGCGGUUUCGGCCGAAAAUUAUUCUUCAAGACUCUGGGAAGACAUAGGAAGGUCAAUUCAAGAUCUUUUUUGAAAUUUGGUCGGUUGAAAGUAGCGCGUGUCAGCUCCAGAAAAAAAUAUUUUUGUUAAGUAGGCGUAAAAAUUCAACGGCAUACAGACCUUGCCACCAGAUAUAAAUCACCUUGGUUAAAUGGUAAAUAAAAAACUUUUUGAUUUUUUUUAGUAUCAGAACUCCUAUCCAACUUCCUCAGGCAGUGGAUGGUCUUAAAGUCUUGUCCGUUUGGAAAGAAGACAAGAUUGAUUUCAUGGGAGUCUUUCAAAGUUCCGCAAAGUAUGUUUACAGGGUGUGCCAAAAAAAUGGACAGAAAGGUUUUGGCGAUGUCUGGCUCUGGGGUAAAAUGUUUGGGGCAGCCUUUUGGUCCAAUAAAUAGCGACGUUCAAACAAUAUAUUGACGAUAAGAAUGAAGGUAUAACUUUACUGCAACUUUUUUCCUCGAAGGUUUAAGUUGACCAUGUCCCGAUCGCAAUUCUCGAAAGUAUGUCCUUUGGAAAGUGAGUCAUAAAAUUUUUUUGAGGCGUCACCAAAACUUCAAAGUAGAGUCCUCCAAUUUGUUAAGACCAGUACUAUCACAUCGGAUAAGGCUUUGGCCGACUGUUAAGAGUUGUUCCCCCAACGGAGUACGUACUGAACACACGAAUUUUUAACUUUUCAGCGUCGUCAUGCUUCGAGAUAACGACAAAAAUCUAAAAUUUUGGACGAAAACUGGAGAUUUUUCGUAAAGGAUGCGCUGCAAAGUCGCCGUUGAUCCUAGCUGGCUCAAAAGGCACUACUAGUAUAAACCUGUGUCUCUUCUAUAACUUCAAAAAGUUUCAAGCCAAAACCUGCGUUUUUGGCGAAGAGCCGAGGGCUCAAAGAGGAAGCGGUGGGUUCUCGCGAAAAGUACCGUGUUGUUCCAAAGAUCUGCAAGGAUCUCGGUCAGUCCGACUUGUGCUUUCCUCCGUGCCGGAGUCUUUUCUGUCCUGGGUCUACCACUUUCUAGGAACUUCUGGAUGCUACGAGAGCGCUCAAAUGUAUCCGAAGCCCAGGUGACAGUUGUACGGAGAACACCACAACGUUAAACCAAGACAGGUCGGAAAAGAAAAAAUAGAUUUUUAAUCUCUUUUUUUAAAAAAGGAAUUUGCAAAGUGACUGCUUUGCGGUCGUAAUGACCGCUUUUUCCCUAUUCGUUACGGAAAUAGCCGUGGGGAGAAACAACUGUUUUUAAAUAUUUGUAUACAUUUUUUGGCACCCCCUGUACAUGAGAGAUUUUGUAGCGUCUUUGAUUACAGGCAAUUCGUUUUAAGAAAUGACCACGUGGAUAAACUCGACUUUGGAUCAUUUGUCUAUGACAACUAUAGUUUACGUCUUCGAUGUCGACGCAACGAAAUCACAUUUAGGAAGUUAGAUGGAUCAUCAACCAAAGUAGUUACUAAAGAUUUCAUCCGCUGCGGGGACGAGCUUUAUUUGGUUGGUAACGAUUUACUUGUCAUUGGGGAGGCCGGUUGUCAUUAUGGCGGCGUUAAAGAUGAUUGGGAAUUCUCUCCGUGUGAAGAGGGUAUUGUUCGCUUGAAUCAGACAAAUGAGUUUUACAAUAUUGUAAGUCUUACGAAGUGUUUACUUUGGAAGUUUUGCAGCGCUUGGCCAAUGCACUGUUCGGUUGUUCAAUUAAGGAGAACUUAGCAAACAAGAACAUCUUCUUCGGAGUGGCAAAUAAGCCUUCAAGCACUGCGGAUGAAAAGUACUGUUUUAGAUUUUUUUGAUGACUUAUUUGCCUGAAAAUAAUCUGAGAAUAUUAUUGCGUCGUUUUCAAAAGAGCAUAGACUUUUUUGCUUUUUAUCACAAACGCACAGUGCAUUUUUUCAAGUCUGCACUGCACUGUGAAAACGACUCAGCACAACCGCGGCGACGAGUUUGAAUGUACGGUUCGAAGCCAGGGCAAUGUGUGAAUUGCACUGUGUCAAAUGGGGUUUUCUUUCGCCCAGCCAGAUAGAUUAUGGUUGACUUUUUUUUAAUUUCAGGAAGUCCUGCUCAAAGGUUUGUUGUUCACAUUUGGGAUCUUUUUGAGUCUACUAAAGCUAACCUCUUUGAAUUUACCGGCUGUCAAAUUUAGGACUAUAAGAAGUUAAAAGAACUUUCUGGUCAAUAUUACUGGCUGCAGUGGAAGGUUCGGAUCACGUCAUUCAUUUUUGGAGUCUUGAUCAUGUCGGGAAUAGCCCCGUUUGUUAUUCUAUUUAGGACUUAUAAAGAUGUAAGUGAUACUUUUUUGACUUUUACAAUACAAUAAUUGUUUCCAUUUAGCUCCUCCGCAAAGAAAGACGACUCAUGGAACUUCAAUGA